Messenger RNA from Eucalyptus grandis, 1409 nucleotides. RefSeq names its product BAG family molecular chaperone regulator 3. Gene Ontology annotation, molecular function: adenyl-nucleotide exchange factor activity; protein-folding chaperone binding. Gene Ontology annotation, cellular component: cytoplasm. NCBI's taxonomy places the organism in Eukaryota, Viridiplantae, Streptophyta, Magnoliopsida, Myrtales, Myrtaceae. The record is from RefSeq and is a predicted model, not a curated record. Bases 4 to 1158 code for a protein of 384 amino acids. The transcript has 4 exons. Gene Ontology annotation, biological process: protein stabilization.
UCCAUGGUCUCUCUCCCUACAUCUCUCUCUCUCUCUCUCUCUCUCUCUACAUCUCUCUUUUUCUCUCCAUCUCUCUCGCACCGUCACAUGCCUGUACUUGACCAGGAAAACAGAGACCACUACGCCCACUCCACACGCUACGCACGCAAUCCUUUGUGUCGGCAGAGCAAACCCCGUUUCAUUCAAUGCCUUAGCGAGAGCGAGAGAGAGAGAGAGAGUCAGUCGCACAGAAGUCGUCCCCAGCAUUUUCUCUCUCGCUUUCCCGAGAAAACUGCCUCGACCCAAUUCGGAAAGCAACGACGAGGAGACGACGUGGGAAGGGGGGCAGAAGAGAUGAUGAAGAGGGGGUCGAACGUGUACGGGAGGGUCAGCGAGAGCUCCUCCGCGGCGGCGGCGGCGGCGGCGACGUCGUCCUCGAGCGCCGCCGCAGGCGGGCACGAAGGGGUUGAGUGGGAGAGGCGGCCGGGAGGCAUGCUGGUGCAGAAGCGGGACGAGAACCCGGAUCUCCCCGCCGCCCCGAACGUCCGGGUCCGGGUCGCCUACGGCAAGAUCCGGUACGAGAUCUCCGUGAAUUCCCAGGCCACGUUCGGGGAGCUGAAGAAGCUGCUGGCGGCGGAGACGGGGCUGCAGGCGGCGGAGCAGCGGCUGGCGUUCCGCGGCAAGGACAGGGACGACGGCGAGUACCUGGACAAGUGCGGGGUCAAGGACCGGUCCAAGCUCAGCCUCGUCCAGGACCCCAUCAGCAUCGAGCGGCGGCUCGUCGAGACGCGCCGCAACGCCAGGAUCCAGACCGUCCACCGCGCCGUCACCGACGUCGCCGCCGAGGUCGACAAGCUCGCCGACCAGGUCUCUGCCAUGGAGAAAUCGAUCGCCAAGGGAAAUAAGAUGCCGGAAGUUCAGAUCACGACGCUGAUAGAGAUGCUGAUGAGGCAAGCGGUCAAGCUCGAUAGCAUCUCCGCCGAGGGUGACGCUGCUCCUCUCAAGAACUUGCAAGGAAAGAGAGUACAGAAAUGCGUCGAGACUCUCGACAUGCUGAAAGUGUCGAAUGCCAGAAUAAAGCCCGUGAUCGUCACGACAAAGUGGGAGACAUUUGAUCAUCCACCACCGGCGGCGGCGGCGGCAGCGAACGCCACCAACCCGUGGGAAUUUUUUGAUUGAUCUCGACAUUCCUCUUUUCUACAUUUCUUUCCUUGAUUUUUGUUGUGUAAAUUGGGUGGAGAUAGACAUAAGCGAGCUGCAUGCUUGUGGUUUGACAAAAGAAAACCUAGAGCUUUCUCUCCACGGUCUUUUGCCAAUAAGGGUUGGUUAUCAUAUGGGGCGUUAUAAAUUUUGUCAUAUAAGUAGUGAUUUGUGAAUGCUAAGAUGUAUGUAUGUUGCAUAUUCAAUUAGAUCGGUCCAUUUUCAUGUAA